Gambusia affinis (western mosquitofish) is the source of this 4672-nucleotide messenger RNA. RefSeq names its product tripartite motif containing 36 (gene trim36). NCBI's taxonomy places the organism in Eukaryota, Metazoa, Chordata, Actinopteri, Cyprinodontiformes, Poeciliidae. The record is from RefSeq and is a predicted model, not a curated record. Gene Ontology annotation, molecular function: protein binding; zinc ion binding. The coding region runs from base 653 to 2884 and encodes 743 amino acids. The transcript has 13 exons.
CCAUUAUUAGCGCCAAAAGACUGAAUUUGUCUUUUCCCACUGCUGUUUUGAUGUUCCUUACAUAAUAACGAAAAACAGUAUCCAUGCUGAUUAAGUUUUAGAUUUACUCGUUUUUGAUCCCCAGUUCAAUUUAAUAGAUGAGGGCUACAAACGGUGUGAAGACUUUUUGUGUGGAAAAAUGUCAGGAAAAUUGAUGUAGCUCCCCGAAUAAAAAAAAAAGAAAAAAAAAGGAGUGUCAUUGAGUGGAAACUUGUCAUGUAGAAAUUCAUCAAAGCAAUAAAGAGGGCGUUUAAUAAGGUUUUUCCUGAAGUCAAUAAAAGCAGCGGCAGCAGCAGCAGUAGUCUCAGUUCCCAGAUCCAUCCCCCUCCCUCCUGCCUGCCUCUCAUAUCCUCCCCCCGGGCUGCACUCGCUGCUGCAGCGGAGGAGCUGCUGAUUCACCCCCGGACAGCCGGCGUAGCGUAGCGUGGCGUAGCGCACCGUCACUCUUUAUAUUUACGCUGCCGUGGCUGCUUGGCAUCUUCCCCUCCUCCAGUCAGGAAAGUUUGCUGCGGUUUGUCCUGGACUAAUUGAUCCAACAAAGCGUUUUUAAACCCUCAGACAGAAAGAGAAACAAAAUAGAAAAGAAAAAGCUAAAUAUUUUUUUUGCCUCAUCAUGACUGCGGAGAUGCGGCGAAGCAGUGGUGCAUUUUCGGUCCCGAUCAAGAACAUCGAGCGGGAGCUGAUCUGCCCCAUCUGCAAGGAGCUCUUCACCCACCCGCUCAUCCUGCCCUGCCAGCACAGCGUCUGCCACAAGUGCGUCAAAGAGCUGUUGAUGCUGAACUACGAGGACUCGUUCGAUGCUGGCUCUGAGAGCUCAGUGCCGGGCAGCCCGCGGUCCAGGGUGCCUUCCCCCUCCAUGGAGAAGCUGGACAGGCUUGUCAGAUCAGGUUCGAUCUCAUCCCCGGGUUGGCGCCGAGGGUCUGUGACUCCCCGGGUCACCGCCAUCCCGUGCCCUGGCUGCCAGCAUGACAUCGACCUGGGAGAGCGCGGCAUCAGCAUGUUGUUCCGUAACUUCACCCUGGAGAGCAUCGUGGAGCGUUACAGGCAGGCUGCCCGCGCGGCCGUUGCAAUCAUGUGUAACGUCUGUAAACCUCCAAACCAGCAGGAGGCAACUAAGAGCUGCAUGGACUGCAAAGCUAGCUACUGCAACGAGUGCUUCAAAUUACACCAUCCAUGGGGCACCCCCAAAGCCCAGCAUGAGUAUGUUGGUCCCACCACAAAUUUUAGGCCAAAGGUGCUCAUGUGUCCAGAGCAUGAGAUGGAGAAGGUGAACAUGUACUGUGAAGUCUGCAGACGGCCGGUGUGUCAUUUGUGUAAACUGGGAGGGUCCCAUGCCAACCACAAAGUCACUUCGAUGAGCAGUGCUUACAAGAUCCUCAAGGAGAAACUAGCAAAGAGUAUCCACUAUCUCAUCAGUAAAGAAGACCAGGUCAGGACUCAGAUUACUGAGCUUGACCGGCUCAUCAGUCAGACCGAGGAAAAUGGACAGCUUGCAGAGCGACAAGCCAACGAACAUUUUGAACGUCUGUUUGAGACUCUUCAAGAAAGAAAAUCAGAGAUGCUGAGAUCUAUUGAACAGUCCCGUAACAGACGCAUAGGCCAACUGAAAGGCCAGGUGGAGGAGUACCAGGGUAUGUUGGAGAACAGCGGCCUGGUUGGCUACGCCCAGGAGGUGCUGAAAGAGACCGAUCAGUCCUGCUUUGUCCAGACUGCAAAGCAGCUACAUGUCAGGAUUCAAAGAGCCACUGAAUCAUUAAAGACCUUCCACCCUUCAGCUGACCCUUCCUUUGACGAGUUUGUGCUGGACACGUCCAAAGAGGAAACUUUGCUGAAAGAGAUGUGCUUCGGUGGAGUCCCAGACCCUCCUCUGAUUGACUGGACCCACAGCAGAGUUUACAAUGAGGCCUCAAUUUGCUGGAGGCUCUCUGAGGACCAUCUCCCAACAGAUCACCAUAUUCUAGAGUACCGCAAAGUUGGGGGACAAAGCCGAUCUCCAUCUCCAGGGAAUGGAGAGGACAAAGGUGUCUGGAGGGCUACGGACAGGGUGUAUGGGUCCAGUGCUCUGGUGCACGACCUGGAACCUGACGGUCAGUACGCUUUUAGGGUUCGAAGCUGCAGGAACUCCAUGUUCAGCCCGUACAGCCCAGAGGUCUCCUUCCACACUCCACCUGCACCUGUUUUCAACUUCCUGUUCAGUGACAAGUGUGGAUUCAGUACCGAGCGCCUAAUUUUGAACAAUCGACGGGAUGCUGUGGAGAGCGUGGCGGGUAUGGCUUUCCUCCUUUCAGCAGAACGUGUGCAAACCGGCAGCUACAUCGGUCUGGACUACAUCAUUGGGGACACUGGCAUCUCCCAGGGGAGACACUACUGGGCCUUUAAGGUGGAGCCGUACACCUACAUGGUAAAAGUCGGUGUGGCUUCUGAUACCAAGCUGGCUGAAUGGUUCCACAACCCAAGAGACACUAGCAGUCCAAGGUAUGACCAUGACAGCGGACAUGACAGUGGCAGUGAGGAUGCAUGCUACGAGCUCUCCCAGCCCUUCACACUUAUCACCCUGGGCAUGGGUAAACUCUUUAUCCCCAAGGCCUCUUCUUCCUCCUCCGUUUCCAAUGCAAAUGUAUCAUCCGGUGACUCGGGCAACCGCGUGCUUCCCAUGCCGCAGCGCCUGGGCAUAUGCUUGGACUACGAUGCACAUCGGGUGUAUUUUUACGACGCCGACACCAUGAGGUGCCUUUUUGAGAGGCAGGUCGACUGUUCGGGAACGAUGUUUCCAGCCUUUGGUCUCAUGGGCAGUGGAAAGGUCCAGCUAGAGGAGUUCAUUACCGCUAAGAAACUGACCUUCUGAGUAAGAAUGGAGGGAAGAUAUUGAUGCAUUAAGACUUUAAUAAAUUACAUUUUUCUUUGGUAUUUUUCUGCGAAAACCUAGAAGGUACGUUGUCCUGUGAGGGUAAAAUCCAACCGUUUUUUCUUAGUGAUGGGCCUGUUAUCAGCAGGGCUUCCCUCUCCCCCCACUCUGUGAAUGAGAUAACUCAUGCGUGUCCACAUGCAGAGGUCUUCGAAGAUUGACAAGAAAUGUCAUCUUUGUAAACCAAAGUCCCUGUAUUAGUGAAUUGUAAUUGACCCGCUUUAAUUUACCAGCUGAGAUCAGCUAUUACUGAACUGGCUAUAGAAUAUGUAGUCACUUUAAAUAUUUUAACCUGAAACAACUUACACUGACGCACUGCUUUAUUAUUCUAGAUCGUUUCUUGUUUUUUAAAUCGUUGGUGGUUCUGUGUGAAGGUAGCAGCAAAGGUUUAGAUGCUAGAGGAUAUGAGGGAAGGUUGCUGCUAGUUUUGAAACUAGCACCUUUGUGCCUUUUUUUCCUCCCCUUUUUGUUUUAAAAUAAAAAUUAAUCACAGAAGUACACAAUUGAUAAAUCUACCAGUUUACUCUAUUUUAUCACUGGAAACACUAUCAGUUUCAAUGUUGGCUGUUUUGCACAUGAGUGAAUUGAUGCACAUAAUCUCUUGCUUUCAUCACUGCUUAGUUUUUUUUUUCAUUAUCAAUAAUUGUGAGCACAGCAGUAAACGUAUGGAUGUCUUGCAUUCACACACAACUUGUUCUUGUAUUUAAUUAUGUGACCAAUUAUGUCACUUUUUUAUUAGCACAAAACACUAACUUUAACUUCAAUGUUGUCCAGUUACUAAAAUCUGCUUUACUUUAUAACUGCGAUACCAUGACCAGCCUGAACUCUUUGGCUAUGGUGCUUAUUGAAGUGCAACACACAGCUUUAUCACCCAACAGCCUUUUAACAGUUUAAAGGAAGCAUUUAUUCAGGUUCGUCCAAAAAGUGCUAUCACAAGAUGGCACCUUGAUUUCGGUGCACAGCCAUUAGGUGUAGCAUGUUAAUCUCCUUACUGUUCAAGUUUGGCUGUCAUGGAGAAGUUGCUGUUGAAUUUUAGGGACACAUUAGAUGGACUAAAAAGUUUGUUUGGACACCACACUUCAAUUGGUUAAUAUUUUCUCUUUAAUUUUUUUAUGUGCCUGCACAUGGGUUGGUUUGUACAUCUGUGUGUGUAUAUAUUGAGAUUUCUGGAGGGUUAGGGUAACCGGUCUGUGUGCGUUUUCUCAGGUUUUUAGCCCAGAUUUGGGUCUGAAGCUACCUACCUCUGUCACUCUGCCCUGGAAAACCUUAACUGCUGUCCCUUUCCUGAAAGAAACUUCUUAACUUCAUUGAUGGCUCCUUUUAUCUUUUUAGGUUUCUAAUAAUUUUGUUUAGGUAAGACAUUAAGCUGACAUUUUUAUUUUUUUUAAGAUGUGUACAUGCUAAUCUAGAAUUUGUUUUCAGUGGAAUAAAGUAAAUCAUAAAUGUUAGUGUGUUACUGUAUGGAGAUGUUGACCUGUUCAGCUGCCUUUUGUCAAGGGAUUUUUUUUUUUUUCUUCAAUGGAACAAACUACUUCUCUUCCUGUUGAGUGUUCUUUAGGCUUUAUUUUUGGUGUAAAAUGUUUUCUUUUCUUUUUUUUCUUUUUUUUUUAUCAAUAACUGAUGUCUCCAAUUUCAAAAAGGAAUAUUCAAUUAGUGACGGUGUGCGUAUUUUGUCCCACGUGUUUUGCAUCCGUUUUCACUCCAGUCCUCACAGACCUAAAAUCAUAU